Acanthaster planci (crown-of-thorns starfish) is the source of this 4321-nucleotide messenger RNA. RefSeq names its product guanylate cyclase soluble subunit beta-2-like. The record is from RefSeq and is a predicted model, not a curated record. Gene Ontology annotation, molecular function: heme binding; guanylate cyclase activity. Lineage: Eukaryota; Metazoa; Echinodermata; Asteroidea; Valvatida; Acanthasteridae. Gene Ontology annotation, cellular component: guanylate cyclase complex, soluble. Gene Ontology annotation, biological process: response to oxygen levels; cGMP biosynthetic process.
UGGGACUCCUGUAAAUCUCUGAGUGGAGAGCGAACCACUCUGACGGCGCGUGGAGUUCUCUGUGACUGCUGGGGACGCAGACCCGUAACUCUCCUGGACACCUCUCCACUAUGUACGGCCUCAUACAAAUCUGCUUGAAGGACUUGGUUCUCGAGAGGUUCGGCGAAAGUACGUGGGACACUAUACGUAAAAACGCCGGGGUUGAAGACAAAUUCGUCAACUUUCAACAGUAUGGUGACGACGUUACCUAUCGCCUGGCCGAGGCUGCGGCUAACUUGUUGGGCGUGGACACCGACAGCGUCUACGAGCUUUUUGGGGUCUUCUGGGUGACCUGGGUCAUGCGCAUCGGCUAUGACAAGCUCAUCCGCACGCUGGGUAAGAAUCUGGCCGAGUUCAUCGGGAAUUUGGACUUCAUGCACACCGUCUACAUGAAGACCAUGUACCCGAUGAUGGACGAGCCGUCGUUCCGAGCCGAGACACGGCAGGACGGCAGCCUGACUCUGCACUACUUCUCUGUGCGUCGAGGACUGAACGGCGUGGUAUCAGGUGUCAUCAAAGGUGUUUCUAGGAUCAUUUUUCGCGAGCGGAUUGAUAUGGACGUGAUUGAGUAUAAAGAGGAGUUCCACAAGGGUGUCCGUAAAGAUCACUGGGUCUUCCACGUGCGCUUUGUAGAAUUCAACCUACCACCCAUGGGCGUGGAUGGCAAGGUCAAGCAGGAGGAGUGGCUCUCUAUCCUGGCUAAGGACAACAAGGACAGGUCUUCACCAACAAAAGACAAGACCCCUGACAUUCUGACCGUUAUGGACACCCACCAGGACGGGGAGUUCUUGGCUAAGAUACCAGACAAGAUCUUGAUCGACCCAUUGACCUUCUGCCACUCCUUCCCGUAUCACUUCGUGUUCGACCGACACCUCGUCAUCCAACACUGCGGGGUCAAGGUUCAACAGUUUUGCCCCCGGGUGACGGAAGAGGGCGCCCGACUAGAUGACUUCCUUAGCAUCAGGCACCCCAACAUCGCUUUUAAUAUCAAGAGCCUCAGAUCUUUCAGGACGUCAAUUUUCAUCGUGGACUUCAGGAAGGAGGAACUGCGGAGUGACAUGCAAGACAAGCCCACAAUUUCCUUGAGAGGUCAGAUGGUAUGGAUGGAGUCCGAGCAGAAGAUGGUGUUCCUAUGUUCGCCACGGCUUACCAAGCUUGAGGAUCUCACAGAGCGGGGCCUUCACUUCUCAGACAUAGCUCCCCACGACAUCACGCGGGACCUCAUCCUGUUCAACCAGCAGCGGAUCGCUGAGGUGGAGCUGUCCAAGCAGUUAGAGCAGAAGAAGGAGGAGCUGAGACUCUUGAUGAGAGACCUGGCCGAAGAGAAGAAGAAGACAGACACGUUGCUGUAUUCCAUGCUGCCCAAGGAGGUAGCAGACGAGUUACGAGAGGGCCGGAAUGUCACAGCAGGGGAGUUCCCACAAGUAACUAUUCUCUUCAGUGACAUCGUACAUUUCACUGAUAUGUGCAGUCAAUGCCAGCCCAUCCAGAUCGUCCACCUGCUUAACGCGAUGUACACUAGGUUCGACCGACUGACAAAUGUCUGUGGUGUCUACAAGGUUGAGACCAUUGGAGAUGCAUAUAUGGUUGUAGGAGGCCUCCCCGUGGAAACCGAUUCCCACGCCCAAAAGGUAGCGACGUUUGGUCUGCAGCAGCUUAAUGCCUCGCGUGAUGUUCAAUCACCAGUCAAUGAGGAACCCAUUCAGAUCCGAAUCGGAAUACACACAGGUCCUGUCGUAGCAGGUGUGGUUGGUUUAAAGAUGCCGCGGUAUUGUCUCUUCGGGGACACCGUCAACACAGCCUCGAGAAUGGAGAGUACGGGAGUGCCAGGCAAGGUGCAUACCAGCGAAGCAGUGGUAAGAGCGGUCCAGGCCAAUGACGAUCGGUUCAUCUUCUCCACCCGGGGAGACAUCGAGGUCAAAGGGAAGGGUAAGAUGCGAACUUACUUCUUGUGUGGAAUCCAGAAGGAUGUUGAGGAUGACGUUGCCAGCAAAGACGGCAUGAUUGAAGGCCAUCCAGCGGCAAACACCGAACUGUUCCAGGCACCGGUGAAGAGCCCCGCUACACCGAACAACGACUCCAACACUCAGGGCUCGACCGUGGCGCUGGGCCCAACCCCUGUGCCCACAGUGUGCCCAAUGACCACGGGGGAAGCUCCCUCGCAGCCCACCACGACGGGACCCACUGGAAAUGGUGCCAACGCUCCCCCACCACCCCCGACUCCGCCGUCGAAAGUCUGUGCUCUCUUGUGAACCUGCAAAGCCUUUUGUCGCUACCAAGUAGACUUGGAACGCAGAGAGUGUUAUCAAUUGCAUUAUUAAACACAGAAGCCCUGAUUGAACCUACAACUUCUCAAUAAAUGAGACGCACUUUGCUCCGCUUUGUGGAGUUGAAUUCAGAAAAGUCACAUUCCGGCAGCUUCAAGGAACGACCACCUCGAUUUUCCAUUUAAAGCAAUUUAUAGACUUUUUUGCACUCUGCUAAGAAUCUCAAGUGACAGUGGUGUACAUAAUUCAAAUUUAUCGUUCUACGUAAGUACAAAGUUUCCUCUGACAUAUUUUAACACUACAAAUUAUAUUUAUGUUUUCAAAAGCAUAUGUACUAAUAGUGCGUUUACUAUCAAUGUUCACAUUGCAAGUGCACAAAAAAGGAAAUUUACCUAUUUCGAUAAUAAUCGAGUAUUAUGACAAUCAGUCAUACAACAUGCCAAUUUAGAGGCGUGUAAGAAGGUCUGCUUAUCAGAAUCCAUAUGAUUCACUUGUGUGUACACACCCAACCUCAUCGCCUUGCACAUUAAAAUGAACCUCGAGUGCAUUAAAAAUCGCCCUAAAUGAAGGUUGUGCAAAUCACGGCAAAUGUUCAAUUUAGUUUCACGUUAUUAUUCUUCGGCCCAGCAGUGUUCACUACACGAACUCCAUCGUAUCAAGUAGCAUCCUCAGAAUGUUGAUAAGAUUUUGAUGGAAUUAGGAACGGUACUCAGAUAAUAUCAAAUACGUGUAGUCAGAGAUAUUUCGUAUUUUAACAGCUCCCCACCCCUUUUCCUUAGAAAGUUAAAAUUUUGCUCCUUGGAUUUGUUUUAUAAACUGUUAUUUGCUGAAAGGAAAAUCAUCAGACUAUUUGGGUUUAGUUGUGUGAAUUUAAGCCUCCCUUUAAUUUCCCCCCCCAAUUUAGCACAAAACACAAAAGUACGUUUAAUCACAAAUGAAAUUAUUCAUUAAAGUAGACAGGCACUAAUGUGCACAACUUCAUUGAUACUCACGAGUUUCCAAAAUGAGAAGUUACCCUCACUUUCGAUUUCAACAUGGUUGAUUCAUGAAUGAGGUCUUGCGUUCCUUUUGUUCUGAGAAAAAGUGUAUCCUUAAGACUUAAAAAAAAACUGUUUAUACUUUUGUUUACAAAGAUUAUAACUUACACAAAAUGUGUAAAUUUUUACGGAUACAACGGGUUUGCCUUUGUUUGAAUUACGUUUAGUCUUUGGGCUAGCAAAUAGGGCACGGAACUAAGUUUAGUUCACGAAAUUUGUACCAAUCCGAACUUUAAAAAAAAAACCAGAACAUUCAAAUCAAAACGAAGAUGUUGUUAUUGUGGGGUUGAAAAUAUUAGUAAAUGUUUCAAAAGUCUUCACAAAACAUAUCUUUUAGACAAAAUCUACGCGGGUAAUUAUCGCACAGUGAAAUAUAUACAAAAAAAAAUCAUAUUGCAAACGUAUUUAUGCGGUAAUCUGUUCCAAAUGUAAAACAAAACUUAUUUGUAUGAAUUUAAUCAUAUGACUUAUUUUGUAUAAACAGUCAUAUUUCAGGGAACUUUUUUGAAGCUCAUUGUCGGUUUCAUAUCAGCAUAAUAUGAAAGUUUCAUAACCACGAGAUGAAGGGGGCCUACGCAUUGUUGGAUCGAGGAGUACACAAAUGCGUAGGUCCUCCUCUUUUCGUGGUUAUGAAACUUGCAUAUUAGGCCUAUACUGUUAUCAAAAUGACAGUGAACCGUAAAAAAUUGAACUAAUGAGAGAAAGGAAUGAGCCCCACAACCAAGAGUCCUUCAUUAUAAGGCAACACACCGCCAGUUCUGACAUGGUCGAUUGAACUGCUUCGUGCUCAGUCAUCUGUGACAGUAUAUUGGAUUUCUGAGAAAGAGGACAUCAUUAGUUAAUAGAGGGUGGUUGUGCAAGAAAUGAAGAUUAGUUUUGGUUUCUUUUUUUAAGCAGUUGUAUAUAGUCACCUAUUUGUAACACCGUAACGAGAACCUGCCGAAUCGAUGCUAUCUUGCUUUUAAAUGUAGUUUAGUA